This is a messenger RNA of Rhodamnia argentea, 1419 nucleotides long. RefSeq lists its product as uncharacterized. The record is from RefSeq and is a predicted model, not a curated record. Bases 406 to 1116 code for a protein of 236 amino acids. Lineage: Eukaryota; Viridiplantae; Streptophyta; Magnoliopsida; Myrtales; Myrtaceae. The transcript has 7 exons.
UCUCUCUCUUCCCCCAUUUCCCGAGCCAACAUCGCCUCCGGUGGUCUGGAAUUCGCAGGCGCUCCGCUUCUCCUCCUUCCAUCUUCGAGGAAACUGUGUUUCAGAGAGAGAGAGAGAGAGAGAGAAACUCGUCGUAUCUCUUCACCUGCGAUCGCGUCUGCACGGCCUGAUGGUGUGAUGCGGGCUGCGGUUGCGAAGCUUGGCCUCAGCCACAUCCUCCUACUCGCGACCGCCGUACGUCACCACGCGCUCUGGCACCAUUCAGUGGCGAUGUUCCUACAGCGCUCUGUUGAACGGCUGCAUACAAGUCCACUUUGCUAUUGACAGCUCCAUACAAGUCCAUUUCGCUAGCGGCCAUUCCAAUUUUCCCGUACUCGUGGGCGUGACGCAAACUAAAAUCGCUAAAUGCCAAGAAAAAGAGCGAAGAGAACUGUUAAACAACCUGCUUCACCACCUGGUGGAGAUGAGGAAAGGCCAUCAGAAAGAGCCCAUGACGAUGCUUCGACGGACAUGGAAGUGGAAAAAAGAGUUGCAGCAAUCAGAGCUAUUCGUGAUGUACAGAUUGAGCAUUUGCUGACUGAAUUACGUCUACUGCGCUCUUGUAUGACUGAAGAACAGAUGGGAAGUCCCGUGCUACAGUUUUUCACUGAAAAUCUUCCACAUCUAUCAUUUGACCUAGACAGAGAAGAUGGGCAGUUCGAAGUCCGUGAGGGAAACAAAGAUGGAAAAUUAUGUCUAGACAACACUGAUGGAAAAACUCUACAUGCUUCAUUUCUCCACCGAAUGUCCAUAGCUCAUCCUGGAAACUCUGAUGCGGUUCCAUACUUUGGUGGCUUUGAGUUUUCCAGUAAAGGUGGGAAAGCAGGCCUUCUUAGUACGGAAAAUUUGCAAGUGAGGGACUUUGUUUCGGAUGAGCCAUCAGACUAUCAGAUGCUUGGGCUGCCAGAUACUCUUAGAACUCCUGGGCUGAGUAGCCAAAGGCUCUCCAUAGGGAUGACACCUAAAACCUUAAGGUUGCCUAAGCCUGGGGAGAUGCUUCUAUCUGUUCGCGGUUCUCCUCUCGGUGUCUACAAAGAAGAGAACAUGGAAGUGAUAAAUGAAUCUGAUGAAGAUUGACUCAAUCCAAGUCUGUCAGGAAUCGUGCUUUAAGUGGCAGCAAAAUGUCGAUUAAGUCUAAUUGCCACUGCUAUAAUAGAGAAGCUUUCGCCAUGAUAAGCGAAUCUGAGCUUGUAUUGAAAAUUGAAUUGCGGCUGCGUAUCUCCCUAACAUCGGAAACAGGUGCUCGUCAACUGCACUGUCUUGCUUCUAGGGAUGUAUUCUUCUUUUUUACGACAAUGUGUCAAGUAGAUUAUUGAGCUUAUUCUGUUACAUGCACCAUCAAGUGUUUCUGCGGCAUAGCUAACUUGUUUUGCUGAUCCA